AUGUCAUCAUGUAAUACAAUAUGGUCGUCUGGAAUAAUAUGGACAAGAAUAAGAAGGACUCUAGCACCGCUUCUGCUUCUGCUUUCAAUGAUUUCUAGACCAUUACGGUUAUAUCUAAAGACGCUUUCACGGAAAAGUUUACCCGUCAACAAUACCUUUAUAUUUAAUACAUCAAAAACAACAAGAUCCGCUGUUACGAUUCGAUCUAAAAUACUAGCUAAACAUUUAUCUACACGUCACCUUUUGUUCUAUAAAUCCUUCUUCCUCCUCUUUUGCUUCCCUUACCCAAUUCACUCCAUUACCCCGUGCUUUCCACUCAAUGGCAGCAAAGCAUGUCCGGAAGUUGCCGGUUACUCUAUAACACCUGGAAGUUACCUAACAUUCUACACCUUCCUUACAUCCGUCGACAACAUCACCGCGUUCGAUGAUGCCAUCAAGGCUUAUGUUAACAAUACCGCUCAAUACGCUGCCGUUGGGUGCCCUUCUGUUCCGCCAGCUCGAUUCACGUUGACACUCGUUUGCGCAGAUUUAGUCAACGACCCGAUAUCGCAAACGUGCAGUGAGAGUGCUGGUGGCAAAAAGUCGCCGGGAAUUUGUGCACAGACUUGUGACGAUUUUCAUGCGAGCCUGGGCGAAACACUUGGAAACAAGACGUUAUGUCCCGGAGGGAAUGGUUCGCAGUUGGGGGACUUGGCGCAAAGGCUUGACAGUUUGUGUCAGAAGCCAGAUGGAGAUGGUGAUUGUAUAUCCGGAGCUGCAAACGAGAAUACGACUUGUGGUUUUUCGGACACAGCAUCCCGUUGCGAAUUCUGCUCGAAACAGAACACAACAGCGCAAGCUUGCUGCAAUGGCUGUCCCCCCAAAACUGUGCUCAAUAAUAACACUACUACUACACGCCCAGCCACGCCAACAGUCACAACUCUAUCCUCUCUACCCCCUGACUCCUCGAAAUCAAAUGGGCUAGGUGAGCCUGUAAUGUGGGGAUUAAUAUUCGGUUCGGUGGCUGUUGUGGGAGUAGCAAUAGGGAUAGCAUUGUUUUAUUAUUGCAUUAAAGAUAAACCGAAGCACGAGCGUGUGCCAUCAAUCGAUCCUACUCCUCCUGAUCCUCGUACUCCUGAUCGAUCCUCAAACGCAAGCAGCGUGACUAUCAAAAGAGGGUCAGCCGCGCAUUUGGUCGGUUCUCCAGGCGGCGGCGGCGAUCCACUGGUUACGGGCAAUCUGGCGGUUGAUAAUUCGUCGGUUGACAAUCCACCGUUUAGAAAUCUGGAGGGCAAUCCAACGCUUGGCAAUCCACCGUUUGGGAAUCCACCGUUUGGGAAUCCACCGUUUGGCAAUCCACCAUUUGACACGUUUAACAACCUGGCGGGUGGCGAUUCAAUGGUUGAAACCACAGCAGAUAUCGUCCCAGUUGAUGUCGAAUCAGUUGACGUUCCGAACAUAGGCGACGAUCCAACAGUCCUGCCCGGGCCAAUCACAUUUCCGCCAGACGAAGAUAACAUCGUCAUUGUUGUCCAUCCGUACGCAUCCCAACUCCAGGAUGAGUUGAAUCUAACUCCCAACGAUUCUAUUAUUGUACGACGUAUUUUUGACGAUGGCUGGGCAGUUGGGUAUAAUCAAAACACACACCAAGAAGGCGCCUUUCCUAUUGUAUGUGUGGUAUAUUCACAUUUUCUACAAUCGGAUGUUGGAACGAACGAAACUUUGCCUGAAAUGUCGGGUAAUAGUGCACCGGGGGAAAAUACACCGCUUGCGGGCGACUUGACACAGGAUUUGCUUUCUAAUAGUGGGGUCAUAAGAUCUUCAUCGAUCUCCAGCAACCCUUCUUUAAGGAGGCAGUUUAGUUUAACAGAAAGCUUAGAGUCCGUCCCAAGGAGAAAUUCAAGUAUGAGAAGGGCACGAGGGAGGAGUGGUGAUAAUGAUGAGUUUGCAGAAAAUAGGAGGAGUAGUGUGAGGGAAUGGGGUGAACUAUAA
Messenger RNA from Paraglomus brasilianum, 1971 nucleotides. The record is from the annotation of a GenBank genome assembly. NCBI's taxonomy places the organism in Eukaryota, Fungi, Glomeromycota, Glomeromycetes, Paraglomerales, Paraglomeraceae.